AUCGUGUACAAGCACUCUGUUCUUUGGGCGAAAGCAAAACCGGGAGCACCGAGCGCGGGGCGGAUGAGGCAAAGCUUGCGAAAUCGCUACCCGACGAAUUUUCCAUUCCAUAUCCAUUGAUGAAGAUUCCAUCCUGUUUCUCAUUUUCUAUAAACAAUUUACUAAAUUAGUAUUAUUCUUCGCCACGUUCCAAUCCAGUUUUCAGUAGAAAACAAAGCGCGAUGCAAAGCUUUCGAUUCUUACGAAUUCCUUCGUUUUCACCUCCCAAUGCUUUGUUCUUCGUCUCUCAACCUCCUCAUCUUCUUCCUGUGAAAUCCAUUUCCAGAAUUUCCACCAAGAAUUUCAGUUCCCAAAUGGAGUCAUCGCUAUCGUCUUCCUCAUCUAAGCUCUUGUUCCGUCAAUUGUUCGAGAAGGAAUCUUCUACUUACACUUAUCUUCUUGCUGAUGUUUCUCACCCUGAUAAACCAGCGCUUUUGAUUGAUCCGGUUGACAAGACUGUUGAUAGGGAUCUAAACCUUGUACGAGAACUUGGAUUGAAGCUUGUUUACGCUAUGAAUACUCAUGUUCAUGCUGAUCAUGUCACUGGGACUGGACUCAUCAAGAGUAAAUUUCCAGGAGCGAAAUCUGUAAUCUCGAGAGCAAGCGGUUCAAAAGCCGAUGUGUUGAUUGAACCUGGCGAUAGAAUUCCUUUUGGUGAUCUAUUCCUGGAGGUUCGUGCAACUCCUGGGCACACAUCAGGAUGUGUCACCUAUGUAACCGGGGAUGAACCUGAUCAGCCUCAUCCUAGGAUGGCAUUCACUGGGGAUGCUCUGUUGAUUCGUGGAUGUGGGAGGACAGAUUUUCAGGGUGGAAGUUCAAAGCAGCUCUAUGAAUCUGUACACUCGCAGAUUUUCACUCUGCCAAAGGACACAUUGAUCUAUCCAGCUCACGAUUACAAGGGAUUUAAUGUUAGUACGGUAGGUGAAGAGAUAGUAUACAAUCCCCGGCUCACCAAGAAUCUGGAAGAAUUCAAGAAAAUCAUGGAAAAUUUGAACCUGCCUUAUCCAAAGAUGAUGGACAUAGCAGUUCCAGCAAACCUGGUUUGUGGCUUGCAAGAUCCAACUUCUUGACUCUGUCUAUUCUGUGAUUCUUUGUGUAUAAUUGGCCUUUCUUACUAUUAAAAACAUUCAAAAAGAAGAAACAUCUGCAAAAACCAUAGGCCAAAAGGAGUGAAUUCGACGAACAAAAAUAAAAAUACAUGAACUAAUGACAUUAUCUACUGCUUGUUUCUCUUUUCAA
This is a messenger RNA of Cucurbita pepo subsp. pepo (vegetable marrow), 1278 nucleotides long. Its product is annotated as persulfide dioxygenase ETHE1 homolog, mitochondrial. NCBI's taxonomy places the organism in Eukaryota, Viridiplantae, Streptophyta, Magnoliopsida, Cucurbitales, Cucurbitaceae. The record is from RefSeq and is a predicted model, not a curated record. Gene Ontology annotation, molecular function: sulfur dioxygenase activity. Gene Ontology annotation, cellular component: mitochondrion. Gene Ontology annotation, biological process: hydrogen sulfide metabolic process; glutathione metabolic process.